Medioppia subpectinata is the source of this 909-nucleotide messenger RNA. NCBI's taxonomy places the organism in Eukaryota, Metazoa, Arthropoda, Arachnida, Sarcoptiformes, Oppiidae. The record is from the annotation of a GenBank genome assembly.
AUGGCAAUGGCAUUGGAGGGCAACGCCCGGGGGUUUGCGGUGCACCCCAUGAGAGGCCUUAAUUACGAUAAAGUGUAUGAAUAUCUCGGCGUAACCAACGCUACCCAUAAAGUGGAGGCUAUGCUAGCGAUCGGCAAACAGCCGGCGAAAAGUGCCCGUAAAAUGUCUGAACCCGUCUCUCAACGCAAUCCAAUCGAUAAGUUUGUCUCCGAAAAAAAUUUUCUGAAAGUAUUGGCCGGCGAUGAAAGUAUGAAAAAGGCCGGUAAGAAAGUGCUGGAAAGUGGACCAAACGAUCACGUGUUUAUAUUUUUCGAUGACCAUGGUGCUCCCGAUUUGGUCGCCUUCCCCGACAAGUAUUUAUACGCCAAACCCCUAAUAAAAACGCUGAAACAAAUGCACCAGGAUAAGAAUUACGGAAAAUUAGUGUUCUACAUUGAGGCAUGCGAAUCAGGCUCCAAGAAGUCAUCGAUGUCUUUAGCUGAUGCUGAGCUGACCCGUACUAUCAAUAACAAGGACUUCCCGCUAGUGAUGGCUCAACAAAGCGGUGAUUACCACAAGUUGUCUGAAUUGUCGACCGGAAGACAAUUCCUGGACACUGUGUUCGAGGAAUACGUGAAUAGUAUUCAACACUUAAUGAACGCAAACAAUGAUGUCUUCAAUACUAGACUAGAGCUCAAUAACAGAGAGUGUUAUCACAACUUUGUCGACACUUUCAACGACCAGUGCCUCAGUAUAACUCAACAUACCUACUCUCUGAACAAAUUAUACACAUUUGUUAACAUUUGCGAACAAUUGGAUGACUCGAGCGCUACCCAAGCCCUCAACCAUUUGGUUCAGUACUGCCAACAAAAUCUGCCCAAUGGUUACUCGACUAAUAUUUUGUAAAUGUAAAAUACCAGUCAAUUAAUG